This is a messenger RNA of Chelmon rostratus (copperband butterflyfish), 8257 nucleotides long. Its product is annotated as phosphofurin acidic cluster sorting protein 1. The transcript is spliced from 24 exons. Gene Ontology annotation, biological process: protein localization to plasma membrane. The record is from RefSeq and is a predicted model, not a curated record. Gene Ontology annotation, molecular function: transmembrane transporter binding. Bases 376 to 3093 code for a protein of 905 amino acids. NCBI's taxonomy places the organism in Eukaryota, Metazoa, Chordata, Actinopteri, Chaetodontiformes, Chaetodontidae.
CGACUUGAGCGAGAGAAAUUUCCGCUUCCUCCACCGAUAAACACCAACCAGCGCACACCGGGAAGACACGAAGUUGAGGCGCAGGGAGCAGCGAGAGGACACGCAGACGGACGCGGGGCUUCAACGCCUGUCUUCGGGUACAAACCCCGACGACUGCGAUGUGCUCGCUAUCAGGCGGCGAAUAGCACAAAACGGAUCAACUUUCCGGUUGUACUGUACGCGGGAGCGUUUUACGCAUUUGCACCAACGGGAGCCUGAAAAAAUAAGCUAAAGGAAGGAGGAGGAAAAAAAGGACAACACACACACGGAGAAGCCAGGCUACUACGGGUAUUCCUCCUUUCAGCUCCGCGUGAAAGCCCGUUCUCAGCCUCCAGGAUGUCGGAGCGAGGAGGGCUCCCGCGGACUGGGGGCGUCCCUUCGCCGCACAUGCAGCCUUCCAAGCCGGUCAGCAUCACCUCCAACCGGCCGGUCCACAUGAACCUGUACGCUACAUGGGAGGUGGACCGCUCCUCACCCAGCUGUGUGCCGAGGCUGUUCAACCUGACUCUGAAGAAGCUGAUCAUGCUGAAGGAGCUGGACAAAGACCUCACCUCUGUGGUUAUCGCCGUCAAGCUGCAGGGCUCCAAGCGGAUUCUGCGCUCCAACGAGAUCCUGCUGUCCUCAGCAGGGCUGACAGAGACCGACCUACAGCUCACCUUCUCCCUGCAGUAUCCACACUUCCUUAAGAGGGAUGCCAACAAACUUCAGAUCAUGCUGCAGCGACGGAAGCGAUACAAGAACCGGACCAUCCUGGGCUACAAGACGCUGGCCUUGGGACUUAUCAACAUGGCUGAGGUGAUGCAGCACCCCAGCGAGGGGGCCCAGGUCCUGGGGCUCCACAGCCAGCUCAAGGACGCCUCGGUGCCCGUCGCCGAGAUCCGGGUCUACUCCCUCUCCAGCCAGCCCAUCGACCAUGAGGGACCCAAAGCAAAGAUGUCCGAUCGCUCCCCAGACAUCGACAACUACUCUGAAGAGGAGGAAGAGAGCUACUCGUCAGAGCAGGAAGGCAGCGACGACCCCAUUCACGGGCAGUAUCUAUAUGACGAAGAAGAGGAGGUGAGGAAGAAGAAGCCGAGGCGUAAGCUCCCUUCCAACGCCGCCAUCACCCGACAACCCAACAUCAAGCAGAAGUUUGUCGCCUUGUUGAAAAGGUUUAAAGUCACUGAUGAGGUCGGUUUUGGCCUGGAGCAUGUGUCCAGGGAGCAGAUCCAGGAGGUGGAGGAGGACCUGGACGAGCUCUACGACAGUCUGGAGAUGUACAACCCCAGCGACAGCGGGCCGGAGAUGGAGGAGACCGACAGCAUCCUCAGCACGCCCAAACCUAAGCUACGGCCGUUCUUUGAAGGAAUGUCCCAGUCCAGCUCGCAGACGGAGAUCGGCAGCCUGAACAGCAAAGGCAGUUUGGGUCGAGACACUUUCAGUCCGCAGGGGGAGCAGCCUCCUCUGGAGAAGAUGAAACCCUCCCGCAGCCGCAACCUGGAGGAGGCAUUGUCUGAGACCGACACGCUGGAGCUAACAGACCAGGAGCUGUUCGCUGAGGUGGGCCCCUGCAUCAUGGUGUCAGUGGCAGAGAAACCCCGUACGCCCCUGAAGAGCAGCAAAAGUGAAACCCAGGCCAUGCCGUCACCAAGGUUGGACGGCGGCCACACGCCCAGACAGAAGCGCAUCAGCACUCCCAUGAAGGAGAGACAGCUGUCCAAACCUCUGAGUGAGCGGACCAACAGCUCCGACUCCGAGAGAUCCCCGGAGCUGGGACACAGCACGCCGCUCUUGAGAAAGGUGGUGUACGACCAGUUGAACCAGAUUUUGUUGUCGGACUCGGCGCUACCAGAGAGCCUCAUCUUGGUCAAUGGCACCGACUGGCAGGGCCAGUAUGUUGCGGAGCAGCUGCAGGUGCAGAGACACCCAGUGGUUUGCACAUGUUCGGCGGCUGAAAUCCAGGCGGUGUUGUCUGCCGUGCUCACUCGCAUCCAGAAAUUCUGUAACUGUAACUCGUCCAUGCCCAGAGCGGUGAAGGUGGCGGCGGUGGGCAGCCAGAGUUACCUGGGAGCCAUCCUGCAGUUCUUUGUCACUCAGCUCGCCAACAAGACGUCCGACUGGCUCAACCACAUGCGCUUCCUGGUCGUGCCUCUGGGCUCCCAUCCGGUUGCCAAGCACCUCGGCGCCCUUGACAAUCGCUACAGCUCCUCCUUCCUGGAUGGGGCAUGGAGGGACGUGUUCAGCCGCUCUGAGCCGCCGCACACAGAUCAGCUGGAUGUCGCAGGAAGAAUCGCUCAGUACAUUAGCGGAGCCACCGUCACCCACCAGCUGCCCAUCGCUGAGGCCAUGCUCACCUGCAAACACAGGACGCGAGAUGAAGACUCCUACCAGAAGUUUAUCCCUUUCAUAGGGGUAGUGAAGGUUGGUCUCAUCGAGUCUGGUCCGUCUCCAACAGGAGACACAGAAGAGGGCGUGGCGGUGAGCUUGGCUGUUCCCUCCACGUCCCCGCCCUCCCACGGCUCACCCACAGGGAUGAUUAAAGAAGCAGCCACGCCGCCCUCCUCCCCGUCCAUGGGCAGCGUCCUGACUGUACAAGGGAGUCCCAGCAUGUCUCACGGCGUGGACGCCAUCGGCCUGCAGGUGGACUACUGGCUGGCCUCCUUGGCUGAGAAGCGGAGGGAGGGCGAGAGGCGCGACACGGGCUGCAAGAACACGCUGAAGAGCGCCUUCCGCUCGCUGCAGGUCAGCAGGCUACCAGGCGGGGGCAGCAGCGACCCACAGGCCCAGGUCAGCACCAUGGCCAUGACCGUGGUCACCAAGGAGAAGAACAAGAAAGUUCCCACCAUCUUCCUGGGAAAGAAGCCAAAGGAGAAGGAUGUAGACUCAAAGAGCCAGGUCAUUGAAGGCAUCAGCCGACUCAUCUGCUCCGCCAAGCAGCAGCAAACCAUCCUGAAAGUGUCCAUAGACGGCGUGGAGUGGAACGACGUGAAGUUCUUCCAGCUGGCCGCCCAGUGGCCCACUCACGUCAAAUACCUUCCUGUCGGACUUUUCGGCUACAGCAAGCCCCCCUCCUAGGACCGAGCACCCGCCGACUCCUCUGACCCUGACUUGACCUUCGGCUUCCCUCGAUCCUGUCACACCUUUGUGCAAAGACCCCGCCUCUCGGCACCUGCGGAGCUGAGAGAAGACGUCAGCGGAUGGACUUCUUUUCUUUCUUUAGUUUCCUUUUCGUCGUCUUGUUUCUCUUUUGGGAGGGAGAGUGGGAGGAAGGGGAAGGAGGCGUUAGGGCGCAGCGCUGUUACUAGUCACUUUAAUGCCCCUUUUGGUGUGUGUUUGUGUGUGUGGCGAGUGUGCAUGCACACGUGAAUGUACAGUAUGUGUGUGUGUGUGUGUGUGUGUGUUUACAAGGGGCUCACAGCACAAGUUUAUUAGCUAACUGCCAUUUACGUUUCCGUUCUAUGGAAUGCAAUAGCAUGCAACAACUCACCGAUUUCAAGCCCUUAAAGUCUGACCCUCAACUUUUGACCCCCUCAAGGUCCCACUCACCUCAAGUCCUGAUUCACACAUGCAUGCUCCGGUACUAAUAGAUAACACCACUCAUGUGCCAGAAACAGUAACUCAGAAUAUAAAAAAAGAAAUGCAACAGGGCUUCAAUGUUUGCAUGAGCACUGAAAACACAAACGAAAGUCUCCUCUGCUCACGAGAUGCAGUCAAAUAAAAGGUUUGCAUGUGUUGAAUUUCUCCUCCACAUGUUCUCACAUGCCCUUCAAAACAGGCCCAUAUUUUCUGUUUUUUUUAUUUCAAGGGCUUCCAUAGCAUUAAGAAUAUUUUUUCCUUACCAAAAUAAGUCAUUUGGAUGUCUGAUGCCAAACGUUUCCUGUCAAAAAAAAAAAGAAAAAAAUUAAUAUCUAUAAAGGGGAAGUGUUUCUUUUUAAUUGUGCUCUCGUGAAAAAUAGUAAAAUCUUCCCUUUAAAGCCGUUUUGUGAUGCAUAUUGUGCGUUUUUGUGAAGAGUUCCCGGCUUUUAGGGCGGGGCCAACUGUAACGUGCAGGUUUCUUUAUUCUUAUUUCAUGCGCUCAUGAAUACACAUCCGAGUGUUUGCUGAGUACAGCUGGUAAAAAAUAGAUGAACCCUCUUAGCAGCAGCACCAAACCAAAUGUGCAACAGGAAACUGAAACAACAAAAUGCAUAUUUAAACAGUCCGAACCACAGCAGCGUUGGUGGGAAUAUGAUGUGAAAAGCAUGUUUUUCUUCCUGCAUAAACCCGGCAUUUAUAUGAGGAUUUCAAAAUGCGGAUACCAUAAACAUGGGAGUUAAUCACCUGCAAUAAAGCACAAUGUUGUUUGCCAGUUGUCCCCAAGUUAAGUGAAAACAGCGGACCUGGUCAAAAACCAAAUUUCCAUUUCUCUUCUCCUGAAUCACCUUAAUUUUAUCUGGAUACAACUGAUACAUAUCUUGAUUUCAGUCAUUUUGGCACAGGUCCGCCACAUGCUUUCUUUAGUCGUGAGGUGAUUAGUGAGUGUACAGUAACUGGUAACACGUGUGUGUGUGUGUGUGUGUGUGUGUGUGUGUGUGUGUGUGUGUGUGUGUGUGGUGAAAUAAAUGUAAUGUUGAAAAAAAAAAAAAAAGAUUCACUAAAUAUGAGGAAUACUUUUCUACCGCGUGACAGAGGGCAUGCAACUGGUGUGUGAGCGUUGGCACUGUGUGUUGAUGUGGUCAUUAUCAGCAUCACCGAUUAUCAGAUUAGGGCUGCAAAAGCUGCAGUAGUCAUCUUGUGUACUUUGUAGCCUGGCACAAGGCGAAUGCAGAUGUUUUUUUCCACCGUGAAACGCUUUCAAAACAAGCAAAAUCUUCAGUUAAAUCUGCUUUCAUUUAAGCGAUUUGAUUCUGUGCAAAUCCACGAAUGUAGCCACAACGGUGGUUUCUACUAACUGUCCUAAAAGCAGUUUUUCUUAAUGCACGGCUGUGUAGCUCUGCCUUGUGUCACCUGCAUCGUAACACUCUCCAUCUCCAGUGAAGUAUUAGCAAACUAGUUCUUUUUGAAUAGUGUUAACGCCAACGUUUUUGAUUUAAAUGCCGUUUUUGUUUGAAUGUUCGAAAAUAGAUUAGAAAGUUUCGAUGUUACAGUGUUACAGUUGCGAUGUCAGCGGCACGUCUCGGCAGCACCUGUGGCAGCAGGUGUCAUGCGAAGGGUUUCAGAGCCCGCUUUGUUUGCUCGCUCUCUGUUUGGUCAACGGCUCGUCUGUCACCGCCGAACCAACAAUCAGUUUGCUGUUAAUACUUCCAAAUAUUUGAAUGUACUGAAUUUAGUUUACAUGUCCUGUCUUGCAUCUGUGUGAAAGACCGAGACUAAAGGCGCAAGUAGAGUUAUGUGUCGCGAUAAUAUUGUGAUUUGGUGUUAUUUGGCCUAAUACUACGGUGGCCGACAAGGGCAAAACAUUUCCAUUAAGAGAAACGUGCUGCAGCAAAAACACAUACGAAAAGCCAAAACCACCAGAACAGCUGAAAUGUGCUGCAGAAUAGAAACUUUUGGGGGCCGUUACAGCAGGUUUCCCCUUGUCGGCCUUCGUAUGAAACAGAUUUCAGACUGUAGAAAUGUAACUUUCCAUCAGUGCAGUCAUUUAAAGCCUGCGUUAACAGUCGACGGAUAACGAGACAGUUUGGAAGCUUUUCUCCAAUUUUUUGUGCAAGCAAACAAAAAAAAAGACAAACAGCCUCUAGUGUUGCUGACAACCUGUUAAGGGCUUUACAGACAGACAGACGGACUGACUGAUUGACGGGUUUCGUUAUUCCUGAGUAUCAGUGAGUGUUGAUGUUCUGUAAUUUGACGUUGAGGUUGCUUAAUCAUUUCGUUCCAAGAUUUGACACUUAAAAGUAAAUAUGAUUUGUUGUUAUGGAAGUGAACAAAAUCUAAAGACCUUUGCUAGCAAAAAAAGUCCAGUCAUCUUUAAAAUGGCCCGUACUUACAGAGGCUUCAUAACAUGCCACUAAUGGCUCCAUUAAUAUUAAUACAUGCAUUAAAGUCCUGCUAUUAUGCACGAAUGGAUAGAACGUUUGGGUUGCCAGGUUGUGAAGCCAAAUAUCAGUAUCCCCUUGUUUAAUUUACAGUAUAUACUCAACUUGCUUUUAAAGCUGCAUUUAUACAUUUUUUAGGGAUAAGGGAUUAAUUAGUGUAUGUAAUCACAGUGACAGACCCCCAGAGGAUUACCAUUCAACCCUUCAGUUCCUUACAGGGCAUUUUAGUGUCUUUAAGCUUAAUGUCUUGUUUGCUGUUUUCAUUCACUCUCACGGCUCUCAUCAGCGUCUUUUCCAGCCGAAUGCAUCUUAAAAACUGACUGAUCACCACGUUCCCUUCGCCAAACGACGGAAAAACAAAGUUAGCGAUUAGCUGGUGGAUGUAGUGGAGCGUUUAGUAGCUAAGGAGCCAAAUAUUUCCCUUAGGAGUUGGUGGAGACUCAAGCUGAGCUAAAGUGAACGUGAAUAUUGGACUUACAUUCAUCAGGUGGCCAGAAAAUGACUCCAGAUGAAUGAUAAUAGAGCUCUGUAGCUGCUGAAUACAUAAAUAGACAACCGUUUACUAAAUUGUUCACCAGUAGUAACUUUGGAAAACAAUUUGUUAAUGUUGUGUUCCCAGCUUGUUUCUGCUGCCCCCAAGUGGCCAAAUUAGUCUAAUAGUUUUUCUACUUACAUCCGGCCUGCGAUUGUACGUGUUAAUAAGUCAAACAGGUCAUGAAGAAGCUCUGUAGUGUAGUUGAAAGAUAAAGGUACAUGCAGGAUAUACUGUAGAUGAAACAAAGGGAUUCUUCACCAAAAUGUGGCAACCCAAAACUUUACUUUAUGCAUUUAAAGCGACUUCUUGCUUAUCUGUGUAGGAUGUUUAUAUAAUUUUAAACUUCAUUAAAGUGACAACUAAGAAAGUCUUUUUUUUUUUUAACGUAUGCUUUGUUCUGAAAGGUUUCUGCAUUUUAAAAUAAGAAAUGUUUGCAAAAGUUUAGCGUUUUGGAAUGAAAUACUUUUUUUCUUGCUCAGACUGUAACCAUGAAGGGUCAAUGAUCUUGUGUCUGCUGUUAGAGACGACCUCCACUAACUCAAAACGCUGUUUGCCUUGUAGUGUUGUUAGCCUAAUUACUGCAAUGAUGUGAACCUAAACUACUUUUCCUAAAUCGUGUGGAGUCAUAGUUUGUCGAUGCCUCUUUCGCUCGCAGCCUCCACGGGGAGGUCAAAGGUCACCGGACUCUCCGGCUCCCUGGUUCAUCUGAACUUGGACAUAUUCUACUGAAAGAGAGGCAUUAAAAACCAAAAUCACUGCCAAAACUACAAUGUGAGGAAAUUGUGGUUAUAUUCAGAUAGAUUUGUGGGGGUUUGGGGGUCGAUGAUAACCGAAAACACAUUAACAACAAAGUGAUCCUUGUUCUGUAGUCAUCAUUUCAAUGCUUGGAGGGACUGAAUGCUUUUUUUUAUCACAGCCAUAUUCUGCAGCUUUUCCUGUCUGUGUCACCUUUUAACCCCCCCCCCCCCCCAUUCUUACCGUUUACAUGUUUUUCUAAAGUCUCUUUGAAAACGCUGGUUGUUCUGUAUGUAAGUCUUGAACUUGUUCCUGUGCGUUUUUACCUGUACCUCUGUACCUGUGUGUGUUUGUGACGGUGUAACGAUGGUUCCUCUGUCCUUUACUCGUCGUGGUUAGAGAUUACGAGCUGUUUGGUCCAUCAAUAAUCUCUGUCAGUGAUCAGCAGUGUCUUUUCUCUCCACCGUCCUCAGAUACCUUAUGUCCCUCUGAUGAUGAGAGUCUUCUUCACCAGGCUUCCACAAGCGUAGCUUUCUGAAGUCAUCUUAAAUGAUAUUGUCCUCAUUCCCUCACAGCUUGUAAAUUUGCUGUCUGUCCUCAUGGGAACGGGAUUUGCCUAUGAAAGCAGUAGAUUUACGCCUGAGGAGGUUCUGCUCAGAGCAGAGCUUGUGGACUUGUGGAGUAUUUUGCACAUGCCAUUGUUUCUUCAGCAGCAGUCUUCAGCUUAUUUGCCUUUUGCCUAUAACAAUAAUUAUAAUAAGCUAUAAUGCUUGUACAUAUCAGAUAGUACUUGUUAUAUUGUAUUCUAGUUCUGUUUUUUUGUUUUUCUUGAUUUGACAUGUUUUGUAGUACUGCUUUUUCAUGAUUACGUUUGUCAAUCAAACAGAUGUGGGAUGAAAAGUGGAAGUGUUUAUUGUUUCAUUUGUUUUUUAAAAUAAAAUAUUCCUGAUUUGUA